Molecule: messenger RNA, 2308 nt
Organism: Aphidius gifuensis
Lineage: Eukaryota; Metazoa; Arthropoda; Insecta; Hymenoptera; Braconidae
Product: annexin B9-like
Exons: 8
Coding region: 240-1859 (539 amino acids)
Cellular component (GO): cytoplasm
Molecular function (GO): calcium-dependent phospholipid binding; calcium ion binding
Source: RefSeq, a predicted model, not a curated record
AACACGUCAUUCAACAUUGAUAAUUGGGUAAUUAUUAUUAAUAACGUUGUGAUUGUUGUAAUAAUUUUUUCUUCAAGUAGUUUGACAAUUUAUAUUCUCACAUCAAUUAACUGUCUUGUUAUUUAUAUUAUAUCAAUUAUUAAUCCGGAAUUUGAAUAGAGAUAAUAUUCUAAAUUCAAAGACAUUCUUUGAUUAUAUAAAUAACAACAAAUAACCAGUUUAUUUAAAAAAUCAUCAACAUGAGCUACGGUUAUCAGGGUCCACCAGUUGAGCCGUUCCCAGGUCAGAGGCCACCAACAUCAUUUGGGGCACCUCCAGGAGCUCCAUCAGCUCCUGGUGGCCCUCCUUAUCCACAACCCACAGGUGGAUAUGGUUAUCCACCAUCUGGUGCACCACCAUCAUCAUUUGGUUGUAUGCCAACACCAUUUUCACCUUAUCAAAAUAUUAAUCAACAAAUGCCCAUGCCAUCAACAAAUUCAACACCUUAUCCAAUUCACGGUGGUGUACCAAUGCCUGGAUAUCCUCAACAACAAAAUACAGGUUAUCCACAAGCACAUCAACCAAAUCCUGGUUAUCCACAAGCACAAAAUCCAGCUUCUAUUUAUUCUCAACAACAACCAGCUCAUAUUUAUCCUCAGCAACAACAAAAUUUUGCUCAUCAACAGUCUGGAAAUUAUCCAAAAAUUCCUCAAACUUAUCAAAAUUCUCCACAACAUCAUACAUCACCUUAUCCAACACAACAAAAUCAUUCUUAUUCAUCACAACCACCAGCUGAUUUUCAAAACAGUGGUGUGUGUUAUCCUGCUGGUGGUGGUGGUGGUACAGGAGGCCAACACAAUGUCAAUCCAAUGAUGUCCAAUUCGUAUAACAAUGUCCCAUACGGUAGAAUGACCCAAAAAAUGACUACUCAACAAAAGGUGUCACCAACAGUUGUUCCAUAUCCUGAUUUUGAUCCUAGAGAAGAUGCUGAAGUUUUGCGAAAAGCCAUGAAAGGAUUUGGAACAGAUGAAAAGUCAAUAAUCAAUGUGAUUUGUAAUCGUACCAAUGAGCAACGACAAGAAAUUGCAAAUCAAUUUAAAACACUUUAUGGAAAAGAUUUAAUCAAAGAUCUUAAAUCUGAAUUGUCUGGAAAAUUUGAAGAUUUGGUUGUUGCAAUGAUGACACCAUUGCCUCAAUAUUAUGCAAAAGAACUUCAUGAAGCAAUGGCUGGUAUUGGAACAGAAGAAGGUGUUUUAACUUCUGUCUUGUGUACCAUGUCAAAUCAUGAAAUUCGAGUUAUUCGUAAUGCUUAUGAAGUGAUGUAUGGCAAAAGUUUGGAAGAUGAUUUACGUGAUGAUACAUCUGGAAGUUUUAAACGUUUAAUGAUAUCACUUUGUUGUGCAAAUCGUGAUGAAACAUUUAAUGUUGAUCAAGCUGAUGCAUUAAAUGAUGCUAGAAAAUUACUUCAAGCUGGUGAAUUAGUUUUUGGUACUGAAGAAUCUGUUUUUAAUUCAAUUCUAGUACAACGUAAUAUACCACAAUUGAAACAAAUCUUUCAAGAGUAUGCUAAUAUAACUGGGCAUGAUAUACAAACAGCUAUUGAAAAUGAAUUUUCUGGUGAUAUUAAAAAGGGUCUUCUUGCAAUUGUUAAGAUUGUUAAUGAUCGUGCUGGAUUUUUUGCUGAACAAUUAUACAAAAGCAUGGCUGGAGUCGGAACUAAUGACAGAACUCUUAUUCGUUUAAUUGUCACACGUUCAGAAAUUGAUAUGGGUGAAAUAAAACAAGCAUUCAGUCUUCAAUAUGGAAAAUCUCUUGAAGAUUUUAUAUCUGAUGACUGUUCAGGACAUUACAAAAAAUGUCUUUUGGCAUUAAUUUCAUAAAAAAUCAUCAACAACAUUGGCAGCCUAAUAAAAGCAUUUAAUCAGAUACUAAAAAAAAAAAAAUACAACUGGAUCCUCUCUGAGAAAAUUUUAAAAAUAAACCCAGUGAUAUAAUUAUUAUAAAACUUGAAAAAUAUUUUAAAAUUCUUGCCUGGAAUAAUUAAGUAUAAAAAAAAAAAAUUUACCAAUGAAUGUUUUGAUAAUAUUCAACUAUAUUUUUGCGAAAAGUUUUGUUAAAAAAAACAUGCCAAUAUAAGAAAUAUUUUAUUAAACAAUAUACAUAUAUUUUUUCAUUCAUUUUAUGUUGGAAUGUUCUAAUUUUUUAUGCCAGUUUUUGAAAAACGAAUUAUUAUAUUGAUAGUUUUUUCUCAAUGCACUCACUGCUUGAACUAAAACAUUGUAAAGGGUUUUUUCGGUGUUAAAAUAAAACAAAAAAAAUUAAAUAUCAA